This is a messenger RNA of Haemonchus placei, 2058 nucleotides long. The record is from the annotation of a GenBank genome assembly. NCBI's taxonomy places the organism in Eukaryota, Metazoa, Nematoda, Chromadorea, Rhabditida, Trichostrongylidae.
AUGGCAUCAACCGAGUUGCAGCCAUGGCCUGAGUUCAUACAAAAGCGCAUCGAAAUGUGGGAUAGAUUAAUGGCUGAGUACAAGGCUGAGAUUGCUAUGAAGAAACCGGCACCCAUUAAAAUUACUCUCCCGGAUGGCAAACAGUUUGAUGGGGAAUCAUGGCGCACAACACCUUUACAAAUCGCGGAGAAAAUCUCCAAGGGCCUUGCUGAGAAUACCGUGAUUGCAAAAGUCAAUGGUGGUGUAUGGGAUCUUGAUCGGCCGUUCGAGGGUGAUGCAACAUUACAACUACUCAAGUUUGAUGAUGAUGAGGCGAAGCAGGUGUUUUGGCACAGUUCAGCUCAUGUUCUUGGAGAAGCAAUGGAGCGCUAUUGUGGGGGACACCUUUGUUAUGGUCCACCUAUUGAAGAGGGGUUUUAUUACGAUAUGUGGCACGAUAACGUUACCAUUUCACAAGAAGAUUUUCCAAAUAUUGAUCAGAUCGUCAAGUGUGCAAUCAAGCGACUGGAAAUGACUAAGGAAGACCUACUCGAAAUGUUCAAGUACAACGAGUUCAAGGUGCGCAUAAUCAAAGAGAAAAUCAACACACCGAAAACGACUGUGUACCGUUGCGGGCCACUCAUCGACCUUUGCCGUGGUCCACAUGUGCGGCACACUGGAAAGAUCAAGGCCAUACAAAUCACAAAAGCAUCUUCAUCAUAUUGGGAAGGAAAAGCGGAAGCUGAAACUUUGCAAAGGAUUUAUGGAAUUUCAUUUCCGGAUCCAAAGCAGCUUAAAGAGUGGCAAAAAUUUCAGGAAGAAGCUGCUAAACGCGAUCAUCGCAAGUUGGGCCGGGACCAAGAGCUCUACUUUUUCAAUCCUUUAUCGCCUGGAUCUGCCUUUUGGUAUCCGAAGGGUGCACAUAUUUACAACACUUUGGUGAACUUCAUAAGGAAAGAGUAUAGAAAACGAGGAUUCACUGAGGUAAUCACACCGAAUAUGUUUAACAGUAAAUUGUGGGAGACAUCCGGCCAUUGGCAGCAUUAUUCGGACGACAUGUUCAAGUUCGAAGUGGAAAAGGAACAGUUUGCAUUGAAACCAAUGAACUGUCCUGGCCAUUGUCUCAUGUACAGCCAUCAGCCUCGUACGCAUAACGAGUUACCCAUCAGAUAUGCUGAUUUUGGUGUUCUGCACAGGAACGAGAUGUCUGGUGCGUUGACUGGACUUAUUCGUGUGCGUCGUUUUCAACAAGAUGAUGCCCACAUUUUCUGUCGCAGAGAUCAGAUAUGGGACGAAAUUAAGGGCUGUCUAGACUUCCUAUCCUUCUGCUACGAAAAAGUGUUCGGGUUCACAUUCAAACUUAAUCUUGCUACUCGGCCUGAGGGCUUUCUUGGAGAGCUUUCGACGUGGGAUGAAGCAGAGAGUGAUCUCAAAGCUGCACUGAAUGAGAGUGGUAGACCUUGGAAAUUGAAUGAAGGAGAUGGCGCUUUCUAUGGGCCUAAGAUCGAUAUCAGUAUUCAAGAUGCGCUAAGGCGUAAUCAUCAGUGCGCGACCAUUCAGCUUGAUUUCCAGUUGCCUCAACGAUUUGAUUUAAGUUACUUCGAUGAGAAGGGCGAGAAACAGCGGCCUGUGAUGAUUCAUCGUGCAGUGUUGGGAUCAGUCGAAAGAAUGGCAGCUAUUCUAACAGAGAAUUAUGGAGGAAAGUGGCCGUUCUGGUUGUCUCCUCGUCAGGCUAAAGUCAUUACUGUGCAUGAGUCGGUGAAUCCCUACGCUAGACAAGUAAAAGAGAAGUUGUAUAAUGCUGGCUUUGAGGUUGAGUUCGAUGAGGGCUGUUCAGACACCUUGAAUAAGCAGAUUCGAAAUGCUCAACUUGCUCAAUUCAAUUUUAUUCUUGUUGUUGGACAAAAAGAAGUUGAACACGGAACUGUAAACGUUCGCACGAGAGACAAUGCGGUGCGAGGCGAGGUGAGCAUUGAUGACCUUCUUGCGAAAUUCCGACGCUUUGCAGAUGAAUACGUGAAAGACACUGAAAAUGCUGAAGAGUUUUCUAAAGGAGUAUCGCCUAAUGGCUCUGAGUAG